Coregonus clupeaformis (lake whitefish) is the source of this 1028-nucleotide messenger RNA. Its product is annotated as olfactory receptor 1-like. Bases 1 to 996 code for a protein of 331 amino acids. Gene Ontology annotation, cellular component: membrane. The transcript is spliced from 6 exons. Gene Ontology annotation, biological process: G protein-coupled receptor signaling pathway. The record is from RefSeq and is a predicted model, not a curated record. NCBI's taxonomy places the organism in Eukaryota, Metazoa, Chordata, Actinopteri, Salmoniformes, Salmonidae. Gene Ontology annotation, molecular function: G protein-coupled receptor activity; olfactory receptor activity.
AUGCUCCCAAGUAACUACACGCGUGUGUCAGAGUUUGUGAUCGUGGGCUUCCCGGGGCUUCAUCCAUCCUUCUACCAGCUGGUGGCCUGGUUCUUCUUCUUCAUCUAUGUGACCACGGUGGUGGGGAACUUCCUGCUGGUGGUGCUGUUUGCCCUGGAGCGCAGCCUGCAGAAACCCAUGUACAUCAUCAUGCUCAGCCUGGCUCUGUCAGAUAUAGGGUUCUGCACGGUGGCCCUUCCCAAAGUGAUAGCUCGGUGGUGGUGGGACGACGCUGGCAUCUCUUUCUAUCUGUGUCUGAUACAGAAACAACUCAUCCACUACUUUGGAACGCUCAACUCUCUCAUCAUGAUGACCAUGGCUAUGGACCGGUACCUGGCUAUCUGCUACCCUCUCAGGUACACUAAGCUGAUGACCAACAGGACCAUGUCUCUCCUAACAGCCAUGUCCUGGGUGUCAGCCAUGAUAGCUCCAGGCAUCACCACCAUCCAGUCAUCCCAGAUGUUUUUCUGUGGGCCCAACCGCAUCAUCCAUUGCUACUGCGACACCAUAUCUCUCAACAAGCUUUCGUGUGCUGACAUCUCGUCCCAGAGCAGAGUAUCCUUCUCAAUAGCCAUGUUCGUCCUCCUCCUCCCCUUCGGCUUCAUCAUCUUCUCCUAUGUCAACAUAGUUAUGGCCGUGCUCAGAAUGGCCAGCACACAGAGUCAGUGGAAGACCUUCUCCACCUGUAGUUCCCAGCUGUGUAUCAUCUCUCUGUACUACGUCCCCCGGUGCUGCGUCUACACCAUUAGCAUCAUCAACUUGUCCAUCAGCCAGGACUUUGUUAUCGGCCUGACCCUGCUCUACAGUCUGCUGCCUCCCCUCCUCAACCCCUUCAUCUACUGCCUCCGUACCAAGGAGAUCAAGGCUUCCCUGGCCAAGUGGGUCCAACGCACAUCACAAACCCUCCAUCCACCCCAUAGCCAGCUGACAGGCACUCAGGCAGCCUGCCGCUUAUAAAAUCACACAGAAGGCGUUAUGACUGCACACAU